UGUAUGUGCGUGUGCCUGCCUCCUGAGUGUGUGAGACGAGCUGGGAUCAUGAGCCAGGGUUGUUACAAGUGGUUUUAAUCAGCAGUCCAUUAGAGGAGAACGGAAAACUUCAAACAGAUUAAGAACCAAGUUGUUCCAGUAGCCCCAUGGGAAGGUGCUCCACAAACCUCCACUCCUCUGGAACAAGACUUCUUGCCUGGAACCAGGAAAACACUCAGCAGCAGAAAUGGGAAAACUCAUGCUAGUUUUGGAUAAAGUGUGCCUUUAACUUUUUUUACUGUGGCAAGACGUGGCUACUUGGACUGCAUCUGGAAUGUGGCGAAGAUUGAAGUGAGGACGGCAAAGAGGCCAUGGUUUGUGGGCAAGUUCCCAGGUGCCGCAGGCUUUGUCGCCCUCGUCCCUUCCUUCUGGCCAUAGUGGUGGCCAUCUGUCUGUUCUGCCAGACCCUGACUCCUCUCAUGACCAGCAGCAUCCUUUCGGCAGUUGUUAAUGGGAUUACAUCCAACAAACUGACCAAAACACAGCAAGGAAGGUACAAGGAGGUCUCCCCAAGCACCACUCACUGCUUCCUCCCUGGCAGUAAUUCACAGACAUUGAAAAAGAUUGAUGAUUCCAUUCUCCAGUACUUUGGAAGCCGCACGAGAAGAGCAGUUCUAUAUGCACCUCCUGCUCACCAUGAAACUGACCGUGAGCUCUGUCAGCGCAUCCUGGAAAAACACGGAUAUACAGUCACAGUCCUUGAAAACAGGAGACUGAUGGAAAAUCCCAGGCAUGAGGGCCCUUAUCACAGUGGUAUAAACACUUGGGAUCUUCUGAUCUGCUUAUCUUCCAGAAAAAAUGCUGGUAUUGGCUGCAUUCAAGCAGAAGACUUGCAUAAUCUAGAGUUGUUCCAGAAGGUAAACCUACUUCCAGAAAUCCAGCAUUUCCUUUGCAGAAAAGAGGGAUUAUGCCAGAUAACAAAAGUCUUUUCAGACCUGCAGCUCCCAGUUGUCGCCCCAGAGUGUUCUGGCCAGCCUGGACCAUCAAGGGCCAGCACCACAAGCAACAUGUCCCAGGGCAGCAAAACCACUGACAAGACACGUACCUCUCAUCUGCAGCACCAGUGGAAGCAGCACACAAGUGCAGACCUGAAUCAAGUAUCAGCUUCAUCAGAGCACAAGGACAUCCUUAAAGCUCAAGACCUUUCUGUCAUCAUCAAAGCAUAUGUGCUUGUGACAUCCUUAACACCUCUGAGGGCAUUCAUUCAUUCAACCACCAGUGUCUGGCAUCCACCCAAGAAGAAGCAUUUUACCAUAAAGCUGCAAAGAUUUUUUGAGAUAUUCUUCAAAAACAGUUCUCCCCAACAAGCCUUCAACAACAUGAAGGAGGCUAUAAGCAAACUUCUACUUGUAACUGAGGUCUUCAGUGAAUCAUCUGCCUCAGGACCAAAUUCUUUCAAUCAAUGCAGCCAGUGCUUUCAAAUGCUAACCUUUGACAUUGGAUUCGGCAUGUCAAUAUACCCAGUAGUUCUUGAGGUGCACGAAAACUUUGACUUUCAAGAUGAGGAUGAAUCAAGUAUUCGGGACCAAACUUUCAAAGAACUUAUUUUUGAAGAUACUUUUAAAUUUCUCUUAUCUAAUGAAUCCUCAACAUCCAGUUUCAUUGAAGUUUUGCAAAAAAUAUAUAGAUCAACUGUGAGUUCCUUACAGCUUUUUCUUAUUAUUGACUAUUUGAAAACAUUUAAUUUUAAAUUGUGUGCUUCUCUGAAAUUGCUGAUGCCUUAUAGAAAUUAUGGAAAGAAGGGUUUAUUUCAUCAAAAAAUAUCUAUUAUUCUUUUCCCUUCUGCUGCACCCAAGAUUCAAACGUUACUGCGCGACCUUUAUCGCAUGGUAGACCCAAUGAGGCGGCUUGGAUCAGUCCUGACUGUGCAUUGGCUGCUUUCCAGUUUACUUGAACAAUUCCAGUUCAUGACUAAAGAGGCACAUACAAAUAUUUCAGAAUGGCUAUCUUCUCAAGAAAAUAGGAGUCCUAAGCAGAAUGUUCUUUCUGACUCCAGGAAGAGUCAUAAAGCAUUGCAUUAUUCAAGUAAGACUAAAGAAAGACAGUGCAGUCAUGAUAAAGAUACCCUAUCUCAUAUCAGGCAGAUCUUCACCAGUCCACAGCUGGACUUGAAUCCUCAGUUUAACCCAAAGAUCAAAGAAUACUAUGCAGAAGUCCCAUUCGACAUGGUGACAGUGAAGAUAGGAGCAGAACCCUCUAACUGUCAAUGCCAAAUACACCUUGACGACAAGAAAGGGCCAAGCAGUGCUAACUACCCCCUUGGCCUUGGAUUGAACAAAGUCAUCAUUCUCGUAACAGAUGAUUCGCAGCCCAGCCCUCAGGUUGUGAGCAGCUACAAAAUCACAGUUUAUCGAGAGGACCGCCCAAGUCUGCCUUUGUUUGAUGACUACAUGAUGUGUGGGUUUGUGCAGUAAACAUUCUGUUAUGGAGCAAUGUCAACAUACAUAUGGACAUUAGGGAAAUGAAGACAGAAUUUGAAAAGAGAAGUCACUGAAUUCAAGACAAACUCAUAAUACAGAUUUUAACUCAAAAUGAAGCUGGGUUUUAGAAUAAAGACUUCAUUUAUGAUUGCUGAAGAAUUAUGAGGUUCUUGGAGGUCAGCAGAACUGUGGUGUUAUGAUUUACAUAAAAGUA
Empidonax traillii (willow flycatcher) is the source of this 2673-nucleotide messenger RNA. Its product is annotated as cadherin-like and PC-esterase domain-containing protein 1. Bases 351 to 2453 code for a protein of 700 amino acids. The record is from RefSeq and is a predicted model, not a curated record. NCBI's taxonomy places the organism in Eukaryota, Metazoa, Chordata, Aves, Passeriformes, Tyrannidae. The transcript is spliced from 16 exons.